Molecule: messenger RNA, 1251 nt
Organism: Drosophila arizonae
Lineage: Eukaryota; Metazoa; Arthropoda; Insecta; Diptera; Drosophilidae
Gene: drm
Product: odd-skipped family member drumstick
Biological process (GO): embryo development; regulation of transcription by RNA polymerase II
Cellular component (GO): nucleus
Molecular function (GO): RNA polymerase II transcription regulatory region sequence-specific DNA binding; DNA-binding transcription factor activity, RNA polymerase II-specific
Source: RefSeq, a predicted model, not a curated record
CUUUGUGCCGCGCAAGCGUGCGUAGUUCCUCAGUUCCUUCGCGUGUACCUACCAAGCAAAAAGCAAGAAGCAAAAAAAAAUUAAAUUAAAUAAUCAUCAUAAUAAUAAAACCGAUCUACAUUGUGAUUCCAUAUAUACACACACAGAUAAUCAUAUAUACAUAAGCCGUUGUGCUACGUGACCUUAAUUCAUUCGUCGCCUGACACCAGUCGCCAAUCGUUGUCGUCGCGUUAAUUCCAGUGAUUAGCAGCUGCAGCUACCAACAUUUUGUCGUAUUUCCCAUUGGGUGUUUGCCUUAAAGUGUGCCAUAAACUAAAAGGCAACGGCAGCAGCGGCAGCUGGAAAUACGGCCCACCCAAUACGCCUACAACAACAACAACAACAGCAGCAACAGCAACCACUGCGAAGCUAGCACACGGAGAAAUCACAACAACGCCAACAGCCAACGAGCAGCGAGCGUGUGACAGUUGACAAAAAAAAAAGAGGAGAAGAGGAAAAAACCAACUUAAAGAGGAAAAGAAAAGAAAAAGCAUUGCCACACAUACAGCAAAUAACUGUUAUCUGCCAUAGCAAUAGAGAUAGCGAUUACGCUUUGAGUACCGUUAACAGCGUCAAGCAUUGCGCUCAUUGCACACAGAGCAAAGCUCAAAGCUUUCCAAACACAACCCCACUCAGCGCAGCGCGAGCACUCACUGAGUGCAAGAGAUCGAGCACACACAAUCAACCAGAGCGAGCGAGAGCGACACUGUGAGUGUGUGUGAGUGCAAGACAAAGAGAGAGCGAUUGCAAGAGAGCAGACAGCAGCAGCAGAGAGUGAGUGUGUGUCGUCGGCAGCGACGCCAACUGAACGAAAAACUUCACCCACUGAUUGUGCGAGCACUGAGCGCGCGCGCGUCGCACGUAGGCAAAAAAAAGAGGAAAAAAAACAACGAAAAGAGGGGAAAAUAUAUCGUCUGUCAAAAUGUUUGCUGUAAUGCGAAUCGACAACGAUGACUGCCGGUCGGAUUUCCGUCGCAAGAUGCGUCCGAAGUGUGAGUUCAUUUGCAAGUAUUGCCAGCGGCGUUUCACCAAGCCCUACAAUCUGAUGAUACACGAGCGCACGCACAAAUCCCCAGAGAUAACAUAUUCCUGUGAGGUCUGUGGCAAGUACUUCAAGCAACGUGAUAAUCUGCGUCAGCACAGAUGUAGUCAGUGUGUUUGGCGAUAAGCUAAAAUAUCAUAAAUACAAUAUAUAUAAAUGAAAAAAAAAAA